AUGCCGUCUUCAUCCACCAAUUCAACCUCAAUAAGGUCAAUAGAUUUAAUAAAUGGUAUCAAUUCCUUAUCAUCAGAAGAUCACAUACUACUAAAUGAAACAAUAAAACAUAUAUUUAAAUCCAAAAAGACAACAGUUAUAACAGGAGCUGGAAUUUCAUGUAAUGCAGGCAUACCUGAUUUCCGAUCAAGUGAUGGAUUAUAUAAUAUGAUCAAACAUAAACAUCCAAAAGCAAUUGUAAGAGGUCAAGAUUUAUUUGAUAUUAAUUUAUUUAGAGAUAAUUUAUCAUUGAGUAUAUUUUGUACAUUUAUGGAAUCUUUAUAUAAGAGUACAUUAUUAGCAAAACCUACUGAAACUCAUAAAUUUUUAAAACAUUUAAAAGAUAAAGGAAAAUUAUUAAGAUGUUAUACUCAAAAUAUUGAUUCUUUAGAAAAAAAUGUAAAUUUAAAUUUAGGUAUUGAAAUUUCAAAUUUUGAAGAAAAUAAUGAAAAAAAUUGUAAUAGUAUUAGUGCAAUCAUACCCAAUAAAAAUCAAAAAUUUAAAGAAAAUUGGAAUUCAUUAGAUGUUAUACAAUUACAUGGAAAUUUACAUAAAUUAUCAUGUACUCAAUGUUUUAAAAAUUUCAAUUGGUCAAAUGAAUAUCAAACACAAUUCAAUCAAGGUUUAAAUCCUGAAUGUUCAAAUUGUUAUGCAAAAUAUGAAGAAAGACUUUAUUCAGGUAAAAGAAUUACUGGAAAUAUAGGUAUAUUAAGACCAGAUAUUGUAUUAUAUGGAGAAAAUCAUCCACAACUGGAAAUUUUAAGUUUAGGAUUAUCUAAUGAUUUAAAAUUAAAACCUGAUUUAUUAAUAAUAAUGGGUACUUCUUUAAAAGUAGAUGGGGUUAAAAAGUUAGUAAAAUCAUUAGCUAAUGAAAUUCAUAAAAAACCUAAUGGGAAAGUUAUAUUUGUAAACAAGACAAGUUUAAGUAAACAAUGGUCAAAUUUUAUAGAUUAUGAAAUUUUAUGUGAUUGUGAUGAAUUUAUUAAAUUAUUGAAAAGUGAAAUACCUGAUUUAUUUUUAACUCAAGAACAAAUUGAUUCAAAGAAAUUAAAAAAUUGUGCAAAAGAAUAUAUUAAACCAAUUAAUAAAAAAUCAAUUAAAAUUAAACAAGAAUCCACGAAAAUCAAACAAGAACCUUUUUCGAAUAUUUCCAUUAAAGAAGAAAAACCAAAUAUUAUAAAAGAAGACACAUAUAUAAAACAAGAAGAUCAACAAUCAAAAGAUGAUAAAAUAACAAUAAUAAAAGAAGAAAUAUUAACACCACCAGUAACACCAACAAAAAAGCAAAAACUAAUAAAACCACAACCUACUACAAAAAAUCCAAAAUUAAUAAGAAAACGAAAAUCUUCAACAUCAUCAGAUUCCGAAGAAAAUACUAGUGAUAUUGAAAAUCGAGCUAAAAAAUUAAGAACAGCUAUGAGAACUCCAAAUAAUUCAUUUGAUGAAAAUAAUUUAUCUACUAGUUUUGGGAAUAAUAAUUAUCAAAAUUUCGCCAAACCUAAAUCAAACUUGCUAUCGAAAUCAUCUACUAAAACCAAGUCAGCAUCACAAACUACAGUCUCAACAACAGCAACAACAACAAUAACAGAACCAACCACCAAGUUUAAAUUCACAACAUCAAUUACACCACCUUCAUUAUCUUCAUUAACUCAAACAUUACAAAAUAUUCAAAAUUUGCCACAAGAUUUAAAACGUAAAAAAAAUCAAAAAAUGGAAAGUGUAUCUAAUUUAUUAGGAAAUAUAUUAUCUAUAGAAGAUGAUGAAUCUAAAGUCAAUAAAUCAAACACAUCAACUUUAAAAACUAGUAGUUCUAAUCAAUCAUUACAUCAACAAUUACAAUCAACACCACCUAAAAAGCGUAAAUCAUUAGAUUUGGAUUUUAGUUCAUUUUGGAAAGAUGGAUCAACUACAAAUCUAAAAAAUAAUGAUUCAACAACAACAUCUACAAAUAACCAAGCACCAAAACCAACAGACUCAUCACAACCAACAGAUCAAUCCUUUUUAUCUUCUUUAAAUUCUUCAACAAAUCCAAAUUAUUAUGCAGAUAAAUUAAUGGAAAAAAUAAUUCAAAUGAUUAUCCCCAAUGAAAUAUAUGAUGAUCAAACUACCAAAAUGUUAAAAGAUCGUCAAAGUAUAACUCUUAUAAUAACUCAUAUAAUAUUAAAACCUAUAUUAAUUACUUGUUUACCAUUUAUUUCAUUAAUUAUAAAUACAUUAAUACCACAUUAUUUAUUGAUAUAUCCACCAGAUCCAACAUUUAAUGAAGAAUUUGUGGAAACUAAUCCAUUCCCAUCAACAAUUCCAUUAGAAUUAUAUAAAAUCCCCAAACCAGUACCUUUAUUUAGUAAAGAAUUUUUUAUGAAUUUAACAGAUACUCAAAAUUUUAUGAAAUUAAAUAUUUUAAGUUUUGAUUUUAUGAUUUGGUUAACUACUGAUUAUUUAUAUUUUAAAAAUGAAAAAAUUAGUUCUUUUAUAGUAUUGGGAUGUUUAUUUUUAAUUUUUGUGAAUCUUUAUUGUUUACCUUCUAUAAUUUGGUUUUUAAUUCAACAUAGUUGGAUAAUUAAAAUGUGGUCUAUUUUCCAAGUUUGGAUUUUUAUUAUAUUAAUGCACCCUAAAAUAAGAUCGCAAUUGUUGGAUAAAGUAUAUGAUGAGAAUACAAGAUUGGAAAUUCAAAAUUAUGUGAACAAAGUUGAAAAUACAUUAACUUCAAUUUUAGUCGAUGAAAAUGUUAAACAUGAUAACAGUAAAGAAAAUAUUGAUAAAGAUGAAUCAACUUUAUCUCAAGAUACUUUAAAACAAGUUGAAAUAUUUGAACUACAAAAAUUAAAUCUAAGAACUAAAAUUUGGCAACCUAUAGGAUUUUCAAAUCAAUUUUAUACCGUAAACACAGUUAUAAGAAGAUACAAUAAUGCAAUAAAGCAAUUAAAUGAACAACAUCCAUUAGAAGAAAUAGAUGAUGAAACAAUCCUUAAAAAUGAAGAAGAUAUAGAAGAUUCAUCCAAACAACAUCAUUUAAUCAAAUUAAAUAAAUGUGAAACUUUAAAAGAAAUAAAACCACCAAUUGGUUAUAAAUUUCUACCUACUUCGAAAUGGAUAGUUGAUUUUAAUAUUUCUGAAUGGGUUGAAUCAAAUUUAAUUCAAGAUUUGGUACUUAUUGAUGAUGAUGAAAAAUGGGCUUACGAUAUAAUAAUACCUGAUGAAGAAAAAAUUGAUGAAAAAUUUGAAAAUGAUUAUAUUUAUGAUGAUGAUGAAAUUUAUGAUAAAAUUAAUGAUAAAAGUAAUGAUGAACAAAAAAUUCAAACUAAAAUUUAUGUGAAAAAUGAAAAUAAUGAAAAAAAUGACAAUGUAAAGAUUAUUAAUGAUGAUGAAAUUUAUAGAAGAAGAAGAUGGUUAAGAUAUGUUGUAAGAGAAAAUUAUAAAGAUAAAAAACAAAUACCUGUACAACAAUCACAUUUAGCUUCUUGGGUUACUUAA
Lodderomyces jiufengensis is the source of this 3513-nucleotide messenger RNA. It is a transcript of the gene HST3, whose product is annotated as NAD-dependent histone deacetylase. The record is from RefSeq and is a predicted model, not a curated record. Gene Ontology annotation, molecular function: NAD+ binding. Gene Ontology annotation, cellular component: peroxisomal membrane. Gene Ontology annotation, biological process: peroxisome organization. The transcript is spliced from 3 exons. Lineage: Eukaryota; Fungi; Ascomycota; Pichiomycetes; Serinales; Debaryomycetaceae. The coding region runs from base 1 to 3513 and encodes 1170 amino acids.